This is a messenger RNA of Pelobates fuscus (common spadefoot toad), 1068 nucleotides long. Its product is annotated as ferritin heavy chain B-like. The coding region runs from base 193 to 723 and encodes 176 amino acids. Gene Ontology annotation, cellular component: cytoplasm. Gene Ontology annotation, biological process: intracellular iron ion homeostasis; iron ion transport. The transcript is spliced from 4 exons. Gene Ontology annotation, molecular function: ferrous iron binding; ferric iron binding. The record is from RefSeq and is a predicted model, not a curated record. NCBI's taxonomy places the organism in Eukaryota, Metazoa, Chordata, Amphibia, Anura, Pelobatidae.
AGAGGUAUCAAACAUAUUCCUAGCGUCACUGACUUUAAAUACUGAGCUCCUUUGUACCGUGAUCAGAUCAACUCUUAACUCUGAGCAGAGUUCUUGCUUCAACAGUGUUUGAACGGAGCCCUCUCUGAAUCUUCAGCUCUUAUUUUUUUCCCACUUACUAUUCUUUUUUUCAACCCAUCCUAAAGAACCACAAUGGCAUCCCAGCUGCGUCAGAACUACCACAGUGACUGCGAAGCUGCCAUCAACCGCAUGGUCAACUUGGAGCUGUAUGCAUCCUAUGUGUACCUCUCUAUGUCCUAUUACUUUGACCGUGAUGAUGUGGCUUUGGAGCACGUGGCCAAGUUCUUCAAGGAGCAGAGCCACGAGGAACGGGACCAUGCAGAAAAAUUCAUUAAGUAUCAGAACAAGCGUGGGGGUCGUAUUGUCCUUCAGGAUUUGAAGAAACCAGAGCGUGAUGAAUGGACCAACAGCCUGGAAGCCAUGCAGGCUGCUCUGCAACUGGAGAAGACUGUUAAUCAGGCUCUUCUGGACCUGCACAAGCUGGCGUCUGACAAGAACGAUCCUCAUCUGUGUGACUUAUUGGAGUCAGAGUACCUGGAAGAACAAGUCAAGGCUAUGAAACAACUUGGUGACUACAUAACAAACCUAAAACGUCUUGGGGUGCCCCAGAAUGGCAUGGGCGAGUACCUGUUUGACAAGCACACCAUGGGAGAGAGCAGUUGAAUAGACCUUCAAGGAUGACCGAGCCAGUCAACUAUGCAUCUUUCGUCUACCUGUAUAGUGUUACAAUCUAAUGCUCUGAACUCUAAAACAGGGUUGGAAAAACCUUCAGAACUCCAGAUGUUGAGGACUACAUCGCUCAUAAUGCCCUUACAGCCAUAAUGCUGUCAAAGCAUCAGGGGAGAUGUAGUCCACAACAUCUGGAGUGCUAAAGGUUGCCUACCCCUGCUCUAGAGAGUCCUCCCGUUGGGAGUAUGUACAGUGCAGAUUUUCUUUCUGCUGUUUUAAAUCCUGAAAUUGCUGCUCUGCUUGUCAACAUGUGUUCAAUAAAGGUUUUGUAUAAUUCCA